This is a messenger RNA of Paralichthys olivaceus (Japanese flounder), 1867 nucleotides long. It is a transcript of the gene haus7, whose product is annotated as HAUS augmin-like complex, subunit 7. Gene Ontology annotation, cellular component: HAUS complex. The record is from RefSeq and is a predicted model, not a curated record. Gene Ontology annotation, biological process: spindle assembly; centrosome cycle. Gene Ontology annotation, molecular function: microtubule minus-end binding. NCBI's taxonomy places the organism in Eukaryota, Metazoa, Chordata, Actinopteri, Pleuronectiformes, Paralichthyidae.
AAUCUACCGUGUCCAAAGAAGAAGAAGAAGAAGAAGCGGUGGUGGGUGGCUGUGGUUCACCAACACAUGAAGAAGAAGAAGUGAGCGGUUUGUUUGGAAAUGGCGGCUCCUUCGAAAGAAACGCUUGCACGGCUUGUUUAUGAUGCACUGCAGGCUGCGUCCUGUCCCUUGGUGGAAGGUUUGUACCUGCAGGACACAGACAGCAUGUUCAAGCUGCUGUGCACUCCAUCUCAGCACCGCACUGACAUACUGGCAUGGAUCUGCAGCAGCAUCAACCCAAAUUUUGCCACUUCCAAGUCGAUGUCAAAGAAAUCGAAAGACUCGGAUGUUUUAACUAAAGAAAUGGCUCUGCUUGGGCAGGAGCUGAUGCUGUGCAAAUCAAGUGACCUGGAUCUGAUCAGGGGUGAUGCGAGUCCUUACCGGCAGCUUCAAUUCCUGGAGGAGCUUUUAACUUUAGUGCCAGGCUGCAAGAAGUCUGCCGGGAAAAAAAUGGAUGCAGAGAUGUUACUGAGCGAGGUGUUUGCUGCUGAGAAUCUGCCUCACCUAUCACAAAUGCUUGAACCCACAUUCAACCCCUGGCCUGCACACAUCAAGGCUUUACACAAAGGCACCAAGUCCUCUCACAAGCCAAGGAGAGAGGAGGGUGCUGAUGUGGCUGCCCUGCUUCAAGAGGCUCAGUCAGCACUGGAGCAGCUACAGUCAGAGUGUGAAUUCCUGAAGGAGGCACAGAGUCCUGACGUCUUCUCUCCCAGCUCAUUGCGCGUGGCAGCGUGCGACCUCCAGCAGUUGAUGGCUACUUUCAGCCAUGUUUAUGAAACAGACUUGAGAGCUUACUGCAGCAGAGACCCACCAAGCCUCAGCACAGAGACCGAUGUCUUCCAGAGAGUACACCAACUACUGCUCGACUGCAACACGGAGUUGGAUCUGUUAAAUGAAGUAUCAGAAGCUUCUGCGUCCAUGAGUGAAGAAGUUAACGCGCUACAAACAGAACCUCGCUACUGGAGGAGAGGAGAGAAGCACUCGCUACCGGACCAACUGGCAGAACUUACCAGGCGAAAUAAAGACUUUCUCUCACUGAUGGCAACAACUUCAGACCAUCACCAUGAAUAAUUGAAUGCUGAAGUGAGCGAAGCUCUUGGAAUAAUGCAGUAACACUGGGAUGAUGUUCAAAGUUUCAUGUGUACUUGUAAACUGAGACCAAUAAGGAUCGUGGGCCUUCAGUCCGUGGACUGUGUUGAAUCUUCUAUGUCUCCUGAUAAACUACAGCAGUCGUCAGCAACUGGGUCAAUAUCACAGACAGAUCAUUUUGAUGAUUUGAUUAAAUUUCACCAUAUCAGACUGACACAGAGAUUCACAGGUGCUGAUCUCCAUCAUGGCAGUGACGUUCAUAGAAUCACUUCCUGUUUACCAAGUUGACUUUAAAUGUUGCUGUAAUGCUUUUUAUGGAACCGAACGACAGCCUUUAUUUGAAAAGUUGCAAACUUGGGUCUGAAGAUUUUGUUGAUUGCUUAGCAGACCUCAAAUAACUGCAUGCAAUGUAUGAAAAAACAACAGCAUUUAAACCACACACAGCAGUGAUAAAGCAAAUUCACUUUCAUUAUAGUGAGACAUUUUUAUUUGUAUAGCACUGUCCACUGAUGAGUCGCUACGUGCUUUACAGGCCCAAAUAAUUAAGUAAUUUAGCCAAUUCCAAAUAGGCAGGUUUGGAUUGGAGAAUGGUUUCAGGGUUGACAACUGUGCAAGUUUUACAUUCAUUCUUUUGACCCUAAUUUGUAAUGUUCUUUGCAGAAAAUGUAAAUGAAUAUUGUGACUGAAUACAUUUUAAUAUUUUGGAUGCUAUCUGGUUAUCAGCUGUUUUUUUGUUGUU